[Torrubiella] hemipterigena is the source of this 2392-nucleotide messenger RNA. The record is from the annotation of a GenBank genome assembly. Lineage: Eukaryota; Fungi; Ascomycota; Sordariomycetes; Hypocreales; Clavicipitaceae.
CACGCCAUAGGCCAGUCUGUAUAUAUUAGUACUAUCCCCCAUGUUUGUUACUAUGCUAUACUACAUGUUUACACUGUUGUAUGUUUAGUAUAGCCCACUGCAGCUCGUCAACAUGACACCCCAACACACAACUCCCGUCCUCAAGGACCUCAACAUUGACAACAUUACAGCCAACACCAUUGCCAUCAACUCCCAAGGCAGUGAUGCGCGCAUGCAGUAUCUUAUGGAGCGCCUAGUGACGCAUAUGCACGACUUUGCCCGUGAAACGCGCCUUAGCACAAAGGAGUGGAUGGCUGCCCUCAAUUUUCUCGUCCAAGUUGGGCAGAUAUCCAGCGACGUCCGUCAUGAAUUCAUUUUGCUAUCGGAUAUUCUUGGCCUCUCCCUUCUGGUAGACGCUAUUGAUCACCCGAAGCCGCCUGGUGCUACAGAGGGUUCACUCCUAGGCCCAUUCCACACACAUGAAGCCGAGUCCAUUACUGACGGCGAGUCCAUGUCUUCAGACCCCAAGGGUGAGCCAUGUAUCGUUAUUGGAUCCGUCAAAGAUGCACAAGGGAACCCCAUCUCUGGUGUCAAGGUCGACAUCUGGGAGACGGACUCUACAGGACACUACGACGUACAAUAUAACGAACGAGACGGUCCAGAUGGGCGAUGCUACAUGCAUUCUGACGAUAAUGGCACAUUCUGGUUCAAGGCCAUUGUCCCGGUUCCGUAUCCGAUUCCACAUGAUGGGCCAGUAGGUCAGCUGCUUAAGCUACUGAAUCGACACCCGUGGAGACCGUCGCAUAUGCACUUCAUGCUCGAGAAGGAGGGCUGGGACCAUCUCAUCACGUAAGUCUGCUUCUCAUUAUACAUUAAAAUACUAACGUAACAAAAAAGGGCUGUAUAUCUCCGAGGCGACCCAUAUGAAACUUCAGAUGCUGUGUUUGGCGUCAAAGAGUCCCUCAUUGUCGAGUUUACACCAGCCGAUCAGUCCACAGCCAAGCAAUACAACGUCGCCGUCGGCACAAAGGUGCUCCGACAAGAUUUCAUUCUAGUUAGCAAGGAAGAGGCAGACGCACUCAAAGACAAAAACGCCCUUGAGGCCAUGGCGAGCCUGGGUCGGCGAAUGAAGCUAGUCGAUCACCUUCCGGUACCCGACUUGGAUUAAUUAAAUUUGUAUUAAUUUCAACGCUAUUUACCAACUCCUAUCCUCUAGACUUCGUCAUCAUGUCAAAAGACCUUUCUACAGAGCCAGAAUAAAUGCACCCACAGCCAAGGUAAUAGCGGCGAUGUGUACAGCUUCCGUCAUGGCACCACUCUUCGAAUCACCCUUACCGUUUGAAACACCAGCCUUGGAGUGCGCACCGCUAAGCUCAGGUCGGAUACAACUGACAUGUGCAAAACCCGGCUCUUGGUCCUUGGUCGAGUUACCGGUAUACUUGGCAAAGACGGUAAGGACGGCGGUAAAGUCGGACGUCAGUGACUUCCAAAUCAGCUCAGAUCGGUUUGCGGGCAGAACCGUCUCGUUCAUGUCCUUGUGUAUCUCGUCGUUCACCUUCAUCUCGUAACCAUUCUGAUGGGUAGUGCUACCAGUGAGAUAGCGAAUGGGCAGCUCCGGCGCUAGAGUCUCGUUAGUACAGCAUAUCAGAUACAGAAAAGGCCUACUUACUGGCAAUGUAUCGGUCAAAAUCAAGAUCCACGCCAUCGCACUCUUUGGGGAUGUCAUACGGAGGGGAACACGCUGUGCGAGGGUUCACAGGAAGGUCGCGCGUGAUCCUAGCAGGCAUUCUAUCAGCAGUAGCCGCUGCCUUUUCUAGCGCCUUGAUACAAGCAUCCGACAUCCAUGGACUACAGUCGCCGUCGGGCUUUGUUGAUAUAUUCUUCGGCGCCUUGUCAGGCUGCUCAUAGCUCUGGGCGCCCCAGGAUACAAAGUGGCACAAUGUCCACGACUCAUCGACGUUUUGGAUCACCUUGCCGCCAGCCUUGCGUAGCACGUCCCUCUCUGUCGCAUUGGCGUUUGUCUCUGGAUCGACCGUCGUGUAGAGAGACUCGGGGGCCAUAAUACGCAGGUCCCAGCCCAUCUCGAUGGGGCUCAGAUCAACAGCAGUGAUGUUGAGCUUCCAGCCGUCCAUCGGCGACCCAGGGUACGGCUUCGUGAUGUCUCGGCCGGGCAGCGAGUAUACAGCCGAGGCAUUGGAUGCCGCCACGGCUCGCUGCCAUGCGUGAGUACUGGCAUCGAGAGGAUCGAGGCCGCUGGUGGUGCCGAAGCCGCCCCAGCCGAAGAAGCCGGCCUCGGCGAUGUUGGCGCCGCCAAGGACGAGGAGGAGCGCGGGGGAAGCGGAUUGGCGCAUCGUGGGCGAGAUUGGUGUCUGAGCUGGGAGGAUUUUCAGGAUCAGCCAGGCACAGGGGCGUC